Messenger RNA from Pseudo-nitzschia multistriata, 2194 nucleotides. NCBI's taxonomy places the organism in Eukaryota, Bacillariophyta, Bacillariophyceae, Bacillariales, Bacillariaceae. The record is from the annotation of a GenBank genome assembly.
CAAUCGUCACAACAUUCCUGUAUCGUGAUACCAUCGCAUCCGUCGUCAAGAAUAAUGGUCUAUCCAUCCUUCCUUCUUCUCGUUCUUGUUUGAUCUUCUACCGCACCACUUGUUUAUUCAACAGAACAACACUGGAAGCGUUGCAUAUUGAACACAACAAAGUAACCCAAAUUUUUGAUCAUGGGUUUAGGCACGAAGAAGCGAUGGCGCAUCCCCAGACGAAGCAAGUCGAAAUCAAAAGCUAAGAAGGAGAGCGACGACGACGAUGCUUUUCCAACAAGUUCUGAAUCGAGCGACGAAGACCCAAGUGUAUUGGAAGAAAAGGCAUUGCCUGCUUCAAUGAGCGACGUCGAAGAUAGCGAUAGCGACGACGAUCUAUAUCUAGAUAACGAUAUCGACAAGAGCCUCGACAAAAUUGCCGACCUCCCAAAACCACCGCCGACGAUACCGGCGAGUGAUUUCGGUGAUCCUGGCAAUAAUGUCAAAGGCACCAACAGCAACACCAAAAACGAUGAAAACCAUGAUAUUCAUAUUAUUGUUCAUAGCAAGCAACAAAGCGACCAUAAUCUUUACAAUAUUGUUCGUAGCAACCAACAACGCGACAUAAUAGAUGACGACGACUUCUCCGACUCCGACUCCGAUGACGAGGAAUUUAGCAACUAUGAAGAAGACAUGGAACGCCAUCGCCAAGAAACUCGCAGCUCUCCUUUCAUGUCAGAUGUACUUCACAAGAUUGAAGAAGAAUCUCAUGAUGAUAUCGACAGGCGGAAUAGCGAAGACAGCAAGGGACAGAGCAAUGAAGAGCAAUCAAAGAGCCCGAAUAACGACAAUACCGACGAAGCAGGACCUCCACAAAAUCCGAAGCAAGCCGACAAGACGGCAAAAAAACAGAAACACAAGACUGCCAAAAAACGUGUUUACAAAGACAGAGCGGGAAAUCCCCUCAUCCUUCCAUCGCACCGCGAACUUUCAAAGGAACUCUGCAAGAUCGUGGCGACGGACCACUACUCGGGUGCGGAAUUUCUCCGCGCACUCGAACGGCUAGCCGAAUGGGCUCACACCCAGGAUACCAAUCUUCUAAAACACUUUUUGACCUACGGGGGAGUAGUAAAGGUAGUGGAUUUUCUGAGGGAACAGAUCGAGGAUCCACGAUGCGAGGGGGAGUUUUUGAUGGAGUGCAUCCACAAGGCCUGCGACGUGAUUUGCAACGUCUGUUUCGUGGGAAAGUUUGGCAUCAACGAGGACAUCGCCGUCGUGAAUGCUACGGUAGUCGUUAAAUAUGAGGGGAUUGAAACCCUGUUGAUGGCAAGCAACGAGUACAACGAAGCCAAUAAGGACCACCCCCUGGCACUCAAAGCCGCCGAGGGUGUGUGGAACGCCAUCAUGAACGUCUACUGCAACGCUGAAACUGCAAUGACCAAAAAGUUAUCCAUGCUUGUUCUGGACGCCGGCCUGCAGAUGUUAGCGCGGAUAGGCUCGGUAGACCAUCCGGUUGCCGCCGAAACGAUUGCCAAUGUCUUCAACACGUUUUAUCGAAUCACUUACCACGGGUACGUCACCAAUGAGGAGUUCCAGAAAUUAGACAUUCUGACCCAUUGCCUCGACGUUUUCAAGCGGGACGUUACCUCUAGUGAUGGCGACGAAGAACUCCUCGAGGAAGCUAUCUCCUUUUUUUAUGGAUGUCACGAAAAGACCCUCUUUGGCAAGUCUUCCGACUACGAACGGGUCCUACCUCUUUGCGUGAUGGGGUUACGAGAAUUUGCAUACGACAAUGCUAACAUCCGGGAAUGGGCGACCAAGCUUCUGGACGGUGCCUGCUCUAACAUUCAGAAGAAAGAAACUAUAAUGAUGGCCGAGGGUGCCAUCGAAGCCCUAGCGCCCCUGCUGACCGCCAAGGAUGUAGAUACAGCGGAGAAAGACGAGGUGCGCAAGCUCAUUCGUAAGAUCAUAGCGGCGUAAUUCAACUUUUGCCAUCGACUCGUUUUAUUUCAAUCAAGUGUGUGGUUGAUCGAUUGCGAUCAUGCUGCAGUGGCGUUUCAAGAGCAGCAACUACCAUGUUGUGGUGUUACAUGGAAUAACCUUCAACAAUACAACAGCCAACACACCACACACGGAUUCCAACGCACACUUUCUGCUUCAUAAAUCAUAAAUUGGACACUUGUACUAUUACUCUUAAUCAAUUACUUUAUAUUUA